GUGGGCGGGGCUAGUCCAACUCCUCGUCCAACAGGUUCACAGACAGACAGACUUACGACACGGACCUACAAAUACUUACAAUGAAACAUACGGAGAGACAUUUAAGAGACAACCGAACAAUAUUCAAGACUUAACUUAUUGAAAGAUAUUUGAAAACUCGGAAAGAUGACAACAGAAGCACCGGUUCCGAAGCCAAGAACUCGCUACAAUCGAGAUGGACUGAGUCCUGGAAGUCAAUAUCUAUUAGAUCAGCCUGCUGCCAACAGCGAGCAGAAUGACACAGCUCUACAGAAUGCUUUCUCCGAUGCAACCCCAGAUAUGGAGGCUUUGUCUCAGCUUGCGAUGGCAGCGGCCUUAGGCCCCUCCCCCAAGUCCCCCCCCGUCCGGACAGGAAGUAGUGAGUUCCUGUCUCAGGAGGAGCUUCAAGAUGGAGAAUUUAGCCCCUCCCCCUAUGUCACUGUGUUGGCAAGGGGGUGGAGCCAAGAGGAACCAGAGACUGAUUCGUCAAAUGAGGACGAAGGCCCCGUCGCUCCUCCCGCCCUCCCUGGUGCCGAGGAGCCAAUGGAAGAAGGGCUUGAGAAACCUCCAGCCGCCAGUCAACAGUCCAGCGGCAACAUCCCAUCACCUGAUAACAUUUUGGCUCCUUGUCGACCCCCCCCCGCCCCCUCCAAGACCACCACAGUCAAUCAAGAAACAGAAGACUCCUAGGGUUGCUACCAUCAGAGUCUCCAGGAAGAAGAAGAAAGGUCCGCCGAGUGAGAAGCGGACCUCUGAGGUCAAGAUGUCCAGCUGGCUGGACCUCUGGAAGGGCUUCAGACACAGUGUUGUCUGGGCCUUGCUGGAUGGACCGCUGAUGUCUUUCUGGAAGAGACGCACAGAUAAGGCCACUGAGGCGGUGUUCCACGUCAGCAGCGUCACCAGGGUGAAGCGUCAGGAGAAGGGCCGGUUUUCCGUCUACUUUGGGAAGAAACACCUCGACUUCAUGGCCCACAGCUCUGUUGUACAGGAAGGAUGGAUUUCUGCACUGCAGUCUUCACGAGGACAGCCUAGCCCCUCCCCCCCGCAACACCACGGGCCAAUCACAAUCAAGGAUCCCAGAAACCGCGUCUACGCCUCUGUGUUCAGCCGGGUCCUCUGGGUGUACCACAACAAGGAGGACUACCAGGUAGGCCUGGCGUGGUUCUCAGUUCCGCUCAACGUGGCUAACGUCAAACCUGCCGGCAAACGAAGUUUCAGCCUGAUUACGCCCUACAAAACAUUCAGUUUUGCUGUUGACUCGACAGCAGACCUGUCUAUCUGGCAGAGCUGCCUGUCUGCGUCAAUCCGCAGCGCCAUGAGCUGCAGCCAGGUGGCGCAGCGGCUGUGGGAGAACCCAGUCAACAAGGUGUGUGGGGACUGUGGCGACGCCAACCCUGAGUGGGCCUCCGUCAACCUGCUGCUGCUGCUGUGUGAAGCCUGCGCCGGCCAGCACAGAGCUCUGGGAACGUCUCUGUCUAAAGUACGAAGCUUGACGCUGGACAGCAAAGUAUGGUCUGAACAAUUGAUACAGCUGUUUGUUUCCUAUGGUAACCGGGUAGCCAUGCAGACCUGGAGUCCCGCCGUUCCCGCGGACGAGCAGCUCCUACCUGCAGCCUCAGUUGAAGAAAGGCUAGAGUUCAUCAGGAACAAGUACGCCAAGGGACGCUACAGGAAGCCCCACCCCCUGGCCUCCUCUCCUGCUCUCCUUCACCAGCGGUUGUGUGAGGUGGUGUGUGGAGAGGACAUUGAGGAAACGAUGUCUCUGCUCUGUUCCGGUGCUAAGUUGACCUGUCAAUCAGAACCCCAGAGCCAAUCCCCGCUCACCCUGGCUGAGAGGGCGGGACAAACACUGCAAGUCAUGCUGCUCCAACUCAAUGAAUACACAGACAUUCCACCUUUCCUGCCCCUGUCAACCAAUGACAGCUCCCUUCCAGGGGAGGAGGAGGCCCUCCAUGGUAAACUGGAGGACGACCGGUUCCUGUUCUCGCUGGAGAACGACUCGGCAGCGUGUGACGUUCUGGACCUGAGGGAGGUCCGCAGUAUCCUGCUACGAUCCAGCCUGGAGUUCGAGAUUGUGACCCUUUCUGAUCGGCUCAUUUGUGCUUCAGACAACCAGCUGGAACUGGAUACACACCUGCUACACAUCCUACAGGUCAUCCUUCCAGUGGGCGUGUCUGAGGCGGAGCUGGGCGGGGUCCUAGCUGGGAGCAAGGUUUGUCUCCUGGAUGGGGCUGGGUGCAUUGAAGGAUGGGCCAUUCUCAAUGCUGUUGGAGUUUCCAUUUACCCCAGUUUGGUCCAAGAUGACCAACGUCUCUCAAUCAGAAUGCCACUGGACUCCAAGACAAUCUAUGAACUCAAUGCAGCUGAAAAAAGCAUCAACCUCCAGACAGGAAAAAGGAACGUUCAUCUGAGAUUUGAAGAUGACUACAGCGGCGAGGCGUGGUUGGUCCAUCUGAAAGAUGUCCUGGCCAAUCAGGAAACAGCGCCUCAACGACCUGUAGCCAAUCAGAACAAGUCUCUGUACCACAAGUUGAAGCUUGGUGGAAAAGUUCCACCGGCUGUUGAGCGAUGCAUCUCCCACAUCACCCAGCACGGUCUUCAAGUGGACGGGAUAUACCGCCGCUGUGGCCUCGCCCCCAAAGUGUCUCGAUUGGUGGAAGCCCUGCAGAGCCGUCCAGACUCCGCCCCCAUGGAGGAUGAUGAGCAGGGCAUUCUGGACGUUGGCUCCGCCCUCAAAAAAUAUGUCCGCCUGCAGCCGCCGCUGUUACCGCCCAAACAGAGGGAACUCUGGGUAAAGGCGGCAGCCCAACCCGAGGAGCUAGCCAGGUUGGCAAGCUACCGACGGUUGCUACGACAACUGCCUUCGGAUAACAAAGCCACGCUCGGCGCCCUCGUUGGACACUUCUACAUGAUCCAGAUGUUCAGCUCUCAGAACCAGAUGACGGCUCAGAAUCUGGCUCUGGUUCUGGUCCCAACGCUGUUCCAGGAUCACCAUGGAGACCUGGUCCGCCUGACCCGAGACCUCAUCAUCCACCACGCUCUGCUGUUCCUGAGUCCUGAGGAGGAGGAGGAAGAGGAGCAGAUCACAGCACUUUAAAUCAAUCAGCCUAUGAGAGGAUGAGGAAGAGAUGACCAGCCAAUCAGGUGCUGACCAAUGAAAGUGGUUACAUGGAGUUUUGAAUUCUGUGACAAUUAUCCUGGGUAUUAUCCACGUAUAGGGUUUCGUGAAAAUAUACAUCAUGAAUAAUAAAUGUACAAAAUGUUUACACAACUGCCAGUUUAAUUCCUGUAACUGUUGAAAGAUGGGCCUUGGCUUAGUUUAAUUUUCAUAUAACACCAAGCUCCCACAACAAGACUUUCGAGGACAAAGACGACUCCCAGAAUAAUUCUCCAGGCCCACAUGAUGUGGGGUGGUGGUUAUUUCUGUCCUGAACCAGUCUGGACCUCAGCGGAGCCCAGCAUCUCUUCAAAAGGCUCAGAGGAUGUCUCGAGUCCUGGCAGAAUGAGGGCAUAUACUCAUAUACAAUACUUAUACACUUAUACUCAUAUGCACUCGAGCAUAAAGAUCUUUAGAAAAGCAUUUUUUUUGGUUGAACACCAAAAAUGUAUGUGCAUCAGACAUAUGUUGUACUUGGAAUAUUUUUCUGAUCAGAUUCGAUCCAUAAAACUGAAUACAAUUUUAGCUGAUGCUUUGCUCAAAACAAAACUGUAUUGUUAAUGACAAUGGACAAUAAAUGAUUUUCGCCAAAAUG
Messenger RNA from Gadus morhua (Atlantic cod), 3770 nucleotides. Its product is annotated as arf-GAP with Rho-GAP domain, ANK repeat and PH domain-containing protein 1. The record is from RefSeq and is a predicted model, not a curated record. Gene Ontology annotation, biological process: positive regulation of GTPase activity; signal transduction; regulation of cell shape. Gene Ontology annotation, molecular function: GTPase activator activity; phosphatidylinositol-3,4,5-trisphosphate binding. Gene Ontology annotation, cellular component: cytoplasm. Bases 428 to 3115 code for a protein of 895 amino acids. The transcript has 26 exons. NCBI's taxonomy places the organism in Eukaryota, Metazoa, Chordata, Actinopteri, Gadiformes, Gadidae.